This is a messenger RNA of Blastocystis hominis, 1110 nucleotides long. RefSeq lists its product as hypothetical. NCBI's taxonomy places the organism in Eukaryota, Bigyra, Opalinata, Blastocystidae. The transcript has 5 exons. Gene Ontology annotation, cellular component: endoplasmic reticulum. Bases 1 to 1110 code for a protein of 369 amino acids. Gene Ontology annotation, biological process: protein folding. Gene Ontology annotation, molecular function: protein disulfide isomerase activity. The record is from RefSeq and is a predicted model, not a curated record.
AUGAGUGAGAACAAAAUAUUAAUAAUGUUCGCUAUUACACUCCUUUUUAUCAUUGCGUUGAACGCUCGUGUGGUUCCUUUGACUCACGAAAACUUCGAUGAGGUCGUAAAUGGAGACAAGAACGUGUUUGUGAAAUUUUAUGCUCCUUGGUGUGGACAUUGUCAGCACCUUGCUCCGGAAUACGAGAUUCUGGCGGAAUCGUUCGCUAGAGUGAAGAAUGUGGUGAUUGCGGAAGUGAAUGCUGACGAGGACAGAGAACUCGCCAACCGUUUUGAAAUCCACGGAUACCCCACGCUCAAGUUCUUCCCUGCCGGCCAUCCGGACGCUCCGGAAGUUUACCAAGGCGAGCGCUCUGCCGAAGCCCUUACGAACUGGCUGAACGAAAAGAUGGGUACGCGCGUGACGGUGAAGGGCGCUACCAACAACGUGAAGGUCUUGACCCCCGGUACCUUCGACCAAACGAUCGGCGAGGAAGGCAAGACGGUCUUCGUGAAGUUCUACGCGCCCUGGUGCGGCCACUGCAAGAAGCUGGCUCCGGACUACAAGAAGCUGGCGGACGUGUUCGCGGAGGAGAAGAACGUGAUCAUCGCGGAAGUGGACGCGGACAAAUACAAAGACCUCGCGCGUGCGUACGACGUGGCGGGCUACCCGACGCUCAAACUGUUCAAGAACGGCGAGAUCGUGGAUUACAAGGAGGCGCGCGACCUGGCUUCGCUGGUGGCGUUCGUGAACAAGCACGCGGGAACGGCGCGAGAGACCGACGGGUCGCUGAAGAAGAGCUACGGACGCAUUGCGGAGGUGGACGAGGUGCUGCAGAAGGCGGAGGGCUUCAGCGAGGAGCUGCAGAAGGAGGUAGAGGCGAUCUUGGAGAAGACGGAGGCGAAGGUGGCGGAGAGCAAGCGGAUUUACGCGUCGAUUCUGAAGAAGAUCGCGGAGAAGGGAGAGAAGUAUGUGCAGGACGAGCGAGCCAGAUUGACCAAGUUUGUCGAGGGAGAGAACAUCGCUCCGCUGAAGAAGGGAUUGUUCCGAAUCCGGCUGAACAUUCUGGAUGCGUUCAACUGGGGGGUAAAGAAUGAGGAGGAAUUGUGGAUUGUUUGUUGGAGAGCAUAG